UCUAUUAACCUUGAAUUGUUUAUGUAAACAAUAUUUACAUACAACCUCGAAAAAACAUUGCAAGCGUCAAUUAAUGUCGAUUUUGUUAAUAAAAUAUCAAUGAUACAUCAUCGUACGAACUGUUUAGUUAAAUUUUUUGUCAAUAAGUGAAUAUUUAUAUAUACAUUAUCAAGAAAAAUUCAAACAUGUUAGUCAGCAUUCAAGUUGAUGAACAAUUGUUUAAAACUUACAUUUUCUACUCUGCUCUUUUGGUGUUAAAAGUUUUAUUUAUGGCUUUACUUACUGCUAGACAAAGGAUGAUAAAAAAGAUUUUUUCAAAUCCUGAAGAUAUAAAUACGUUAAAGAAUUCAAAAGUUAAGUAUGAUGAUGUUGAUAUAGAAAGAGUAAGAAGGGCACAUUUAAAUGACUUGGAGAAUAUUCCAUUUUUUGUUAUAGCUUGUUUUGGAUAUUUACUGACAAAUCCUAGCAUAUUCCUGGCUACAAAUUUGAUUCGUCUCUUUGUGGCUAGUCGAAUUUUUCAUACAAUUUGUUAUGCAGUAAUCGUUUUACCUCAACCUUCUAGAGCUAUUGCAUUUUCUAUGGGAUUUGGAGUAACUAUUUAUAUGGCUGUUCAAACAAUUUUAUAUUUCAUUUAAAAUAUACACAAAUAUCUAAAUAAAACAUAAUAUUAAGUUUUUUGGAAAAAUUAUUCACUAAAAUAUUGAGUCAAUUUUCUAUUAUUUUUAUAUUUUUAAAAAUAUCUCCAAUAUGUAUUUAUUUAUUUAUUUUUGAUGAUAUAAUGUUUAUAAGUUCAGUGAAAAUAACUAUUUUAUAGUCAUAUUUUAGUUUAAUUACUUUUUAAAUUAUUUAAUUUUAUUAUAAUUUUUAUUGGUGUUUUUGAAUAAAAAAACAUGAAGGGA
Messenger RNA from Daktulosphaira vitifoliae (grape phylloxera), 899 nucleotides. Its product is annotated as microsomal glutathione S-transferase 1-like. Lineage: Eukaryota; Metazoa; Arthropoda; Insecta; Hemiptera; Phylloxeridae. The transcript is spliced from 4 exons. Gene Ontology annotation, cellular component: membrane. The record is from RefSeq and is a predicted model, not a curated record. The coding region runs from base 186 to 635 and encodes 149 amino acids.